UUCGUUCGUAAUUGUUCGUACGGAGAUUUGCGAUGGCUGCUCCGGUGAAGAAGCGUGAGGUUCAGGAAAAGUUACGCGACGAUGACGAGAACCACGUGUCGUCCAGCAGCGAGGACGAGGAAUAUGACAUCGCGAAUGAACAGGGAAUGGAAUUCCAAGUAGAUUUUGAAGGUCGCAACCCACAAGAUCCAGAUUAUCAUGGAAUUAAAACGUUGUUGCAACAACUUUUCCUCAAAGCACACAUUGAUUUGGGUGGACUUACAGAGUUAAUAAUAUCACAAAAUUAUGUAGGAUCAGUUGUUAAACAGUCUGCAGAUAUAGAUGAUUCUGACGAUGAAGAUAAUGACAUUAAUGACGUAUUUGGUAUUACAACAGUUAUUAAUAUUUCUGAUAAACAGAAUAUUUUGUGUAUACAACAACUUCGACAGCUACUACAACAAUUAGCAGAUGAGCAUGCAACUGACGCAGUUAACACUAUGAUAAAAAGUAUAUUGGAGAACGAUGCAGCACAAUUAGGUUUGCUUAUCAACGAAAGAUUUGUCAACAUUCCCGCCAAAAUUUCAGUGCCACUUCUUGAAAAUCUUAUUUCUGAAUUGAAACGUGCCAAUAGCAAAAAUAUGCCAUAUAAUUUUUCCUAUUUCGUACUAAUAUGUAAGUUGUACAAAUCAGAAGAUAAAAAAGUCGGGAAAAAAACAAAAGGCAAAAACAAAAACGCUGACAACGAGUUAUCGAUACUGUGGAGUAAUCCAGAAGAGGAGAUUUUUGCGGAAGAGGCACUUGUUAAUUUUGAAUUUUCCGUGGAGGAAGAAGCGGACAGUGGUUUAUCCGGGACAUGGACCGAAACGGACGAUAAGAUGAUACCUUACAGACGAGUAUUGCUAUUUGAAGCUUCAAAGCUACAAUCCAUAUUUGAUAAAAUACAGAAUCAGUUUUCUUAAUUUUAUAAA
Monomorium pharaonis (pharaoh ant) is the source of this 947-nucleotide messenger RNA. Its product is annotated as protein BCCIP homolog. The coding region runs from base 33 to 938 and encodes 301 amino acids. Gene Ontology annotation, cellular component: nucleus. NCBI's taxonomy places the organism in Eukaryota, Metazoa, Arthropoda, Insecta, Hymenoptera, Formicidae. The transcript has 3 exons. The record is from RefSeq and is a predicted model, not a curated record.